AUCCUAAAGGAUGCAGCACUGUACUUUUCGUGCACAACACCCAAUCUUACAAUGGUGAUCCCAGCAAUGGAUCAUGUUGACAAUAUGCUCACAUUGUACUUGCGCAACAAAAAAUAUAUGCUCUCAAUCCAUUCUGCAGUUCAGCUCGCCAAGAAUACUCUCAGC
Molecule: messenger RNA, 165 nt
Organism: Suillus discolor
Lineage: Eukaryota; Fungi; Basidiomycota; Agaricomycetes; Boletales; Suillaceae
Exons: 1
Source: RefSeq, a predicted model, not a curated record